Molecule: messenger RNA, 4409 nt
Organism: Toxorhynchites rutilus septentrionalis
Lineage: Eukaryota; Metazoa; Arthropoda; Insecta; Diptera; Culicidae
Gene: smid
Product: nuclear valosin-containing protein-like
Exons: 6
Coding region: 510-3923 (1137 amino acids)
Biological process (GO): ribosome biogenesis
Cellular component (GO): nucleus
Molecular function (GO): RNA binding; ATP hydrolysis activity; ATP binding
Source: RefSeq, a predicted model, not a curated record
AUUUACCAAUUUCAGUAGACACAGGUCAUUUCGGAACAAGUUCUCUGGAAUGAUUCUCAUUUCUCGUGGCUUAUUAUCUGUUGUGUACUGGAUUGAGUUCGUUUGAAAAGAGAUUGCAGUUGCGAGAACAGCCGCAAACAUUGUAACAUUUUCGCUAUUUUUGCCGAUUAGUUUGAUUCCUUUAUCCGCCAGUGAAACGCAAGUGAAAAUCUGGAACGCGAUUUUCUGGCGCUCCCCCUACUUUGGCCUUUGGGUUUUGCUUUGUAGUGGUGCGUGCGAGUGAGGGUGACCGGCAGCGUGAAAGUGAUCGAUAGGCGUGUGUGUUUGUGUUGCUGCUACUGCUCUAACGGCAGCAGAACUGUCAACUGAGUGGCUUUUUGCUGAAGCAGGCACACGAAAGGUGUCGAAGGACUAUUUUUUUUGAUCCGCUUGAAAAGACGCUGUUUGCAGAGGAAGAAAAAUUUGCUUGCUCGGUGAAAAAUUGAUCGCAGAUUCUCCUCGGCGGAAAAAUGUUGCAGAAGAAGCCCAUGGGCGGAUCGUACGAUCCGAUGAUAAUUCCUCGCGUGAAGCAGUACCUGGAGGAAAAUGUUCAUCAGACGUACGUAGAUGUCGGAGUGAUGGCGCGCGAGUUGCAGGAGCGCUAUCGGGAGUAUACCAGACGAAAGGCCGUUCCUUUUCGGAUGCAGGUCGAACAGGCAUAUAAAACAGUGCUCCACAGCUAUGGGCUGGAUAGUAACCCGUCCAGUGAAAAUGAGGACGAGGGUAAUUCCGAUCUGGAGGUGAUGGAAGAUAAUGCCAACGCCGGGAAUGUUAAUCGCAUGAACGAUACCCUCACCAAUAUGUACAUAAACAACAAGAGUAAACCGCCUGGUGGAGCAAGUGGACCGGCCGCAGGUGGGAACGAUGCUGAAGCUAUUGAUAUUAGCAGCGACGAGGAGGAAGGGGGUCGCAAUUCGGGAGAUAAGGAAAAGGCAGUUUCCACUACCAGUGACAAGAUGAAGAUAAUUGAGACUCAAAUCGCUUCGAACAGACACAUUACCGUUACAAAGGUAACGCGUACGGAAAAACCAAGGUCGGGUGAUGAAGCCGUCGAUUCUAGCAACGGGAGCACGAAUGGGGCCCGCAAAGCCACCGAACAGCUGCCGGUGCAGCAAGCAAAACGUCGCCGUUUGGAAGCCCAGAACUCCGAGAUCAGUAACAGUUCCAAUCCGUUGCUACCGUAUCCAACGGUGAUUCCUCCAGCACGUUCCGGAACUCAGAAUGGUCAGAAAGUAACCCCUCCCAGACAAGAUGCGGCACCUGUCGCUGCACCCCGCUCGAAACGAUACAAGAAGGAAGUUUGUGCUCGGUUCGUGGAUAUUACUUUCGAUGAUGUCGGCGGAAUGGAUAAAAUACUGAGGGAUUUGUGUGAACUGCUGCUGCACGUAAAGCAUCCGGAAAUUUAUCGUCACAUCGGAUUGCCACCACCGCGUGGUUUUCUGCUGCAUGGCCCCCCUGGAUCGGGAAAGACACUGUUGGCACACGCCAUCGCAGGUCAACUGAAGAUAGGGUUGAUUGAGAUUCCCGCUACGGAGUUGGUAGCGGGUGUUUCGGGUGAAUCAGAGGAACGCAUCCGGGAGGUGUUCGAGCAGGCGGCUGUGCUCUCGCCGUGUGUGCUAUUCAUCGACGAAAUCGAUGCCAUUUCGGCCAAUCGUGUGAACGCCCAGAAGGAUAUGGAACGUCGUAUUGUUGCCCAACUGUUGAGCAGUUUGGAUGGGUUGUCCAAGUUGGAGGGUGGAGACGGUGUGCUGGUUAUCGGGGCAACCAAUCGGCCGGAUGCGUUGGAUCCCGCGCUGCGACGGGUUGGUCGAUUUGAUCAGGAAAUUUCGCUUGGCAUUCCCGACAGAGACGCACGAGCGCAGAUAUUGAAAAUUAUUUGCAAAAAUUUGAAGAUCGAAAAGUCGAUAGACUAUGACGAUUUGGCUAAGCUAACGCCUGGCUAUGUUGGUGCGGAUUUGUUGGCUCUGGCAACCAGGGCGGCUACAACGGCCAUUAAACGGAUGCUGACCGAACGGGAACGACAAUUGCUGCUGGCUGAGGCCUGCCGAGAAAAGGAACUCGAGGCACAGAAUAACAAGAAGGAACCGGAAAGUACGAAGAAGAAGGACGACGAUGACGACGUUGUGGCCAUUAUGGAAGUGGAUGAACCGUCUUCGGCCACCGCAAACAAGGACACAUUCAAUGGUGACGUCUCGGCCGACGAUGUUGUAGCUCUGGAGGACGACGUCGAAGAGGUUGUUAAUUUGGACGACGAUAAAGACGAACAAGCCGCGAAGGAAGCUGCGCAAAAAGUAGAUGAAACGGUAAAGGAAGUUGAACCGAAGGAAGCUGAAGUAGUUGCAGAGAAAGUCGUUGAUGCUGCGGACAAAACUGUGCAGGAAGAAGCUCCUGUCCCAGUGCCAGCGGACAACACCACGACUAACACGAAUGAAGAGAAGGUUGAAAAAGAAAAGCCAACCACCGAAGGUGAAAACAAUGCCGAGAAGCAGCCUGAAUCCGAGACAAAGGCCGAUUCGGCAGAGGUAAAACCAGCAGAAACAACGCAGGAUGAAGCCCAGAUAGAGAAACCAGCAGAUGAUGGCUCCAAAACAGAAGAGAAAGAGGCACAGCCCAAUACAGUGGAACCAAUGGUUACUGACGCAGACGUUGAGAUGGUUGCCGACAGCAGCACUUCCGGCGAUAAAGUAGAAAUCGGAGAAGCCAAACCAUCCGAUGAAAUAGUUGAACAAAGCGAAAACGAUGUGAAAGCGGUGGAACCAAUGGAGGCGGAAGCAAUUCAACCAGUGGAACCUGAUACAGUCGGACAAAAAGAAAAGAAAACAGAGGAAAAGUCGAAAUGUGAAUCCAUUCCUCUUCCGGUGCUCACGUUGGAAACGUUGCUGAAUCUUCUGUUGGAUCAUUCGAACCCUCUGCCCGACGAGGAGCUGGAUAGUCUCUGCAUUGAGGAAGAAGAUUUUCUCGAAUCCCUCAAGUCGGUACAACCUUCCGCGAAGCGUGAAGGCUUUAUUACGGUUCCGGAUGUGACGUGGAAAGACAUUGGUUCACUGGGAGAUAUCCGUGAUGAACUGAAGUUAGCUAUUCUGGCUCCCGUUAAAUACCCGCUGCGUUUGAAGAUUCUGGGAUUGAAUACACCUUCGGGAGUGCUGCUCUGUGGGCCUCCUGGCUGUGGAAAAACACUCCUAGCAAAAGCGGUUGCCAACGAAGCGGGAAUCAACUUCAUCUCUGUCAAGGGUCCAGAAUUGUUGAAUAUGUAUGUCGGUGAGUCUGAACGUGCAGUUCGUCAAUGUUUCCAGCGUGCUCGCAAUUCUGCUCCUUGCGUUAUUUUCUUCGAUGAAUUCGAUUCGCUUUGUCCCAAGCGAUCGGAUAGUGCAGAGGGUGGCGCUGGGAUGCGCGUUGUGAAUCAACUGCUCACCGAGAUGGACGGCGUUGAGGAUCGGAAAGGGGUAUUCCUGAUGGCAGCUACCAACAGACCGGACAUUGUAGAUCCAGCCGUGCUUCGCCCCGGACGGUUAGACAAAAUUCUCUACGUUGGGCUUCCUGCAGAAGCGGAUCGAACGGAUAUCCUCCAGGCACUCACCAGAAAUCGCACCCAGCCUCCACUAGCGGAAGAUGUUGAUUUCAGUGAGAUUUCACGGCUAACUGACGGGUACACCGGUGCUGAUCUCGCUGGACUCGUGAGACAAGCGUCACUGCAAGCACUUAAAGAGUCGAUGCUUGUGUGCAGCAGCGAUGAUAACAGUUCAACUGCGUUGGAAAAUGAACUCAAGGUGGGAAUGGCACAUUUCCAGCAGGCGAUACGGAAUAUCAAACCAUCGGUCAACGAAGAGGACAAGAAACAUUACGAGCGAUUGAAAGUGAAGUUUGGUACGCCCAAGUCGCAGUAAAACGUUCUUUUUUGCGUGGACCUCUACUUUUUAAGGACAGGAUAAUAUAGCAUUCUAGCGUUUAAGAUACUACAGAUACUUGAUACUACAAACAAUCUAAUUACAUGUAGUCAAACAGCGGGCGGAAAAGAAAAGAAAAUGAUCAAUUCUGCCAAAACAAAUAUGGGAGAAAAUAUAGUGCGGUAGAACACAUCCAUUUCUAUCGGCAACAAGAUAUAGUAGUAUUAGUUUAUUGAUAAUGACGUGACGUGAGCGUGAAUUUCGCAUUGUAACGGAGACAAGACGCGCAUCGGAUGAGAGGGAGCUUACAUUUUUUAUCGUUGUUUUUAUUAUUUAAUCCAGUCUUUGCAAACAUAACACAACACCGGAAGCAAAAGGUUCUAGUUAUCAGAAAAGUGAAAUUGAUGAUGAUUCCCUUCGCGUCUAUCGUCUGUUGUGGAGAAUUAAGAAUUUGACGGCACUGAAAUAUAGAAUGUAAUAACAGAA